AUGGCCCAAGAGACAAACCAGAGUCCGGUGCCCAUGCUAUGUGCCACAGGCUGUGGUUUCUAUGGCAACCCAAGAACCAACGGUAUGUGCUCUGUAUGCUACAAGGAACACCUGACACGGCAGCAGAGCAGUGACCGGAUGAGCCCCCUGAACCCUAUGGGCUCAACUUCUAGUCCUACCUCAGAAGCCUCUGCAAUCCAGAGACUAGAAGCUAGUCUAGCUAAAGUUGAUGCCUCCCCUGCCUCAUCGCCAGACAUGUCUAGAACUGUUCAAGGAUCGCUUCCUGUGACACAACAAAUGACAGAAAUGAGCAUCUCAAGAGAGGACAAGCCUGAAUCCCUAGAACCUGUUGUAACCCAGCCAGCUGCCUCUACCCCCAACUCCGAUGCUUCUUCCAGCAGUGAUGAUAGCAAAGAUGACUCGUCCAAGCCCAAGAAGAACAGAUGCUUCAUGUGCCGCAAGAGAGUGGGCCUUACAGGAUUUGACUGUCGCUGUGGAAACCUCUUCUGUGGUAUUCACCGGUACUCCGACAAGCACAACUGCCCCUACGACUACAAGGCUGAAGCAGCUGCCAAGAUCCGUAAGGAAAACCCUGUGGUGGUGGCUGACAAGAUCCAGAGAAUAUAA
Messenger RNA from Nerophis lumbriciformis (worm pipefish), 627 nucleotides. The record is from RefSeq and is a predicted model, not a curated record. NCBI's taxonomy places the organism in Eukaryota, Metazoa, Chordata, Actinopteri, Syngnathiformes, Syngnathidae.